AUGCAGAGUAAACGCCAAUGCGGCACACACCGAUCUUUAGUGGAGGCAAAGGAGAGUUUUAGACGUAAUACACUACUCAUAAUGUUGCUGAAAGCUCUUCGACAGCCCACGACCAAUUUCAUCUUUCUUGGGUCUCAUCAGAUAGGCGCAAUCACCGAAUUUUCGUCAACCUUAUGCGCCCUGCCUGCGUAA
Messenger RNA from Opisthorchis viverrini, 192 nucleotides. RefSeq lists its product as hypothetical. The transcript is spliced from 2 exons. NCBI's taxonomy places the organism in Eukaryota, Metazoa, Platyhelminthes, Trematoda, Opisthorchiida, Opisthorchiidae. Bases 1 to 192 code for a protein of 63 amino acids. The record is from RefSeq and is a predicted model, not a curated record.